AUGUCUCACUACAACACGGGCAUCGGCAACAAUGUGCCGUCUCUUCUUGACAUGUGCAGCGGUUUAACCGCCUUCUUGGUGGACUUCAUUCAAGUUGUGCUUGGCCAAACGCAGACAAGUUUUCAGGCGGCGGCACCCGAGGACAGCGACCCUGGCGUGUACGACCCAGAUACGCGAAGUUGGUCCGGCACGGAUGGGCUACGGUACCGCGUUCCCCUCUUUCCGAUCCCUAGCGAGCGUCACACGCGCGAGAAAGUGCGCAACGUGAAGAUCUUGAUGGACAACUGCCGCCACAUCUGCAUGUCGGACGAGCUGCCGGCGACCAAGGAAGAGAAGAGGUUCUGGGCCUCGUAUCGGUUCAUCCAGUACCAGCUGUUUCUGGCCCCUGCCUGCGUUGUGGCACCGCCCGUGUACGUCUUCUUUAAGAUGUUCCAUGACAAGCUACCACGCUUUCUCCGCGGCCGCACGAUGCCCAUCAUGACUGGGCUCGCCGUCGCGGAAAUGUGGGCGGAAGCGACCUACCCGAGCCACCAGCUACUAUCGACGGCGCUGCGCGCCAAGACGCCCAUUGGCGACGCGGCGCGAGCGGAGUGGACACGACUGCAGCCCAUCGAUAUCCCCUUUUACAUAUUCAGCUCCUACCAAUUCCAGCAGCUCUUCAACUCUGUACCGGAGGAGUAUCUCUUUGGCGGGGAUUUGGCCUCGCUCUGCGGUUGA
Messenger RNA from Leishmania mexicana MHOM/GT/2001/U1103, 717 nucleotides. RefSeq lists its product as hypothetical. The transcript has a single exon. The coding region runs from base 1 to 717 and encodes 238 amino acids. NCBI's taxonomy places the organism in Eukaryota, Euglenozoa, Kinetoplastea, Trypanosomatida, Trypanosomatidae. The record is from RefSeq and is a predicted model, not a curated record.